AUGGCCGACGCAGCCCCCGAAGAGCCCAAGAUCUCCAAGCGCGCUGCUGAGAAGGCCGCCAAAAGGCUGCGGCAAAGGCCGCAAAGGAAAAGCACAGAGAAGCCGCUCCUGCCAAACAACAGGCCCCAGCCGCUCCUGCUGCACCUGCCGACCCCANAUGCCAACUUCAAGCAGGGCUGGCUGAAGGGCGUCUACAACGAGAAGCCCGUCCACGACGUCCAGACCCGUUUCCCACCCGAGCCCAAUGGCUAUCUCCACAUCGGCCACGCAAAGGCCAUCACAGUCAACUUCGGUUUCGCCAGAGCUUACGGCGGCAAGUGCAACCUUCGUUUCGAUGACACCAACCCUGCCAAGGAGGAGGAGCGCUACUUCACCAGCAUCAAGGACAUGGUCAGCUGGCUUGGUUUCGAGCCCGCCAACAUCACCUACAGCAGCGACAACUUCGAUGAACUGUACCGUCUGGCCGAGGAGCUCAUCAACCGCAACAAGGCCUACGUCUGCCACUGUACUGCUGAGGAAGUCCAGAAGGGAAGAGGAGGUUCUGACCAUGGUCCCCGCUCUGUCUGUAGCCACUGGAGCAGACCCGUCGCUGAGUCACUGGAAGAGUUCCGUGCUAUGAGAGAUGGUAAAUACAAGGCUGGUCAGGCUCUCUUGCGCAUGAAGCAGUACCUUGGCACCAAGCCCGAGGAGUACGCCAUCACCGAAGAAGACUCGCCCGAAACCAAGAAGGAGAAGGCCAAACUGAAGACACUGGCCGAGAACCCCUCCAUGUGGGACGUCGCCGCCUACAGAGUCAAGGAUCAGAACUACCACCACCGCACCGGCCACAAGUGGAGAAUCUACCCUACCUACGAGUUCACCCACUGUCUGUGUGAUAGCUUCGAAGGUAUCACUCAUUCUCUGUGCACUGUCGAAUUCGAGACUCUGCGUCCUGCUUACAACUGGCUCCUGGAGGCCCUUGAUCACAAGAUUCCUGCCUCUGAGGAGAAGGGUCCUAUGCAGCGUGAAUAUGGCAGACUCAACGUAGAGGGUACCAUCCUUUCCAAACGUAGAAUCCAGAUGCUGGUUGAGGGUGUCAAGGCUGGUGGUCAGCAGCCCUCGGAAGAAGAGGAGCUUGCUGGAGCUGCCGAAGAGCUUCAGAUCGCAGAGACUGGCGAGGAGGAGGCUGGCGCCGAGACUGCUGUGUCCAAGCCCGUCGCAGGCACACAGACUAUUCCCCCUGUUGUCCGUGGCUGGGACGAUCCUCGUCUCUUCACUCUGGUUGCUCUGCGUCGCCGCGGUGUUCCUCCUGGCGCUCUGAAGAAGUUCGUUCUAGACCUCGGUGUGACCAAGGCCAAUGCCGACACCAAGAUGCACAUGCUGGACGCUUCAAUCCGCACCUACCUCGAGCGUACCGUGCCACGUUUGAUUGUUGUUCUCGAUCCCAUCAAGGUCGUCAUUGACAACCUUCCCGAAGACUACCUUGAGGAGCGUGACGUGCCUUUCGAUCCCAAGGACAAGGAAAAGGGCAUGCACAAGCUUCCUUUCACCAAGACCAUUUACAUUGACCGCGAUGACUUCCGUGAGGUCGACGAUCCCGACUUUUUCCGCCUCGCCCCUGGCAAGUCUGUCGGUCUACUCUAUGUUGAUCACCCUCUUCGCUGUACAUCAUUCACAAAGGGCGAGGAUGGCAAGGUCAAUGAGAUCCGCGCCGAAUAUGGUGCCGAGGUGCCCGCAGGCAAGGCCCGUAUUCACUGGAUUGGCGAGUCGGCAGCUCACAAGUCGCCAAUCAAGGCCGAGGCUCGUAUCUUCAACUCGCUCUUCAAGAACCCCCGUCCCAACGAGCUCGACUGGAAGAAGGGUGGCUACUAUGAAAACGUCAACCCCGACAGCGAGAUUGUGCACAAGAAUGCUAUGAUUGAGGCUGGCUUCUUUGACAUUCAGCAGCGUGCACCAUGGCCCAAGGAGGAGGGUGAAGCCAAGGGCAAUACCGGUCCCGAAGCUGUACGCUUCCAGGGCUUGCGUACCGCUUACUUCUGUGUUGACAAGGACAGCUCUGCUGAGAACAUCAUCUUGAACCGCAUUGUCAGCUUGAAGGAGGAUACCAGCAAGAAAUAA
Molecule: messenger RNA, 2097 nt
Organism: Aureobasidium musti
Lineage: Eukaryota; Fungi; Ascomycota; Dothideomycetes; Dothideales; Saccotheciaceae
Source: the annotation of a GenBank genome assembly